Cornus florida is the source of this 4580-nucleotide messenger RNA. Its product is annotated as protein DETOXIFICATION 16-like. Gene Ontology annotation, cellular component: membrane. Gene Ontology annotation, molecular function: xenobiotic transmembrane transporter activity; antiporter activity. Gene Ontology annotation, biological process: xenobiotic detoxification by transmembrane export across the plasma membrane. The coding region runs from base 306 to 1709 and encodes 467 amino acids. The record is from RefSeq and is a predicted model, not a curated record. NCBI's taxonomy places the organism in Eukaryota, Viridiplantae, Streptophyta, Magnoliopsida, Cornales, Cornaceae. The transcript is spliced from 18 exons.
AUCAAAAUUGAAGCACAGAAUAUUAGCUCAUGUACUGAAAGGUCGAUAAAUGCAAAAGUUUCAUCCUUGUUUAUCGAUAAAAGAAAUAAUCAUCGUUGUUGACUUGUUUAGUUGUUACCAAUAUGAACUUUUCAGAGGGCCUCAGAUUUUAGAGGGCCUCAUAGGGUAUAUAAAAAAUAAAAAAUAAAAAAUAAAAAAUAAAAAUAAGUUAGGGCAAGUUUCAGACGGCACAAUCUCCUUCGACACUCCGCAAGGGCCUCACAUUUGAAAGUUCGCCUAGGGCCUCUCAAAAUAUUUAGAAUCUCAUGGCUGGCCCUGAUAGGAAGGAGAUUGUAGAAGAAGUGAAGAAGCAAAUAUGGUUGGCAGGGCCUCUCAUAUGUGUCAGUCUAUUACAAUUCUGCUUACAGCUCAUCUCUCUCAUGUUUGUGGGCCAUCUUGGGGAGUUGGCUCUCUCUGGUGCUUCAAUGGCCACUUCUUUCGCAACCGUUACAGGUUUUACGGUGUUGAUGGGAAUGGCAAGUGCAUUGGAAACAUUUUGUGGCCAGUCCUAUGGAGCAAAGCAAUAUCAUAUGCUUGGCAUACACAUGCAAAGAGCUAUGCUUAUUCUUUUACUUGUGAGCAUACCCCUUGCAUUCAUCUGGGCAUACACUGGCCCCAUUCUCAAGGCCUUGGGCCAAGAUCCUACCAUAUCAGAUGAAGCCGGACUUUAUGCAAAUUUCAUGAUUCCCAGCCUUUCUGCAUACGGCCUUCUUCAAUGUCUCGUCCGGUUCUUGCAAACUCAAAACAAUGUCUUUCCUAUGAUGCUAAGCUCCGGAAUUACAACUCUGCUCCACAUCCUUGUAUGUUGGGUCCUGGUGUUCAAAUCUGGCCUCGGUAAUAGAGGAGCUGCCUUGGCAAAUUCAAUCUCAUAUUGGAUCAAUGUGUUAUUUUUAGCACUUUAUGUCAAGUUCUCUCCUUCAUGUGCAAAUACUUGGACUGGUUUUUCGAAGGAGGCCCUGCAAAAUAUCCUCACUUUUCUUAGACUUUCAGUCCCUUCAGCUGUCAUGGUCUGCAUGGAGUUGUGGUCAUUUGAGAUGAUGGUUCUAUUAUCUGGUCUUCUACCCAAUCCCCGGUUAGAAACUUCAGUUCUAUCUAUCUGCCUUAAUACAUCUAUGACGGUUUGGAUGAUCCCAGUUGGACUCAGUGGUGCCGUGAGCACACGAGUCUCAAAUGAGUUGGGGGCUGGGAAUCCUCAAGCUGCACGUUUGGCAGUGCGUGUCGUCUUAGUGGUGGCUAUUACCGAGGGCAUUUUGGUUGGAUCGGUCCUAAUAUUGACACGUAACAUCUUGGGCUAUGCUUACAGUAGAGAAAAAGAAGUGGUUAGAUAUGUAGCUAUAAUGAUGCCAAUUAUUGCAACAUCCAACUUCAUGGAUGGACUCCAAUGUGUUCUUUCAGGUUCUGUUAGAGGAUGUGGAUGGCAGAAAAUGGGUGCUUUUGUCAAUCUCGGGUCAUAUUAUCUUGUGGGCAUUCCUUCUGCUAUUCUUUUAGCAUUUGUUUUCCACAUUGGAGGAAAGGGUCUUUGGUUGGGGCUUAUAUGUGCACUUUUUGUGCAAGUGUUAUCUCUUCUUACCAUUACAACACGGACUAACUGGGAACUAGAGGCAAAGAAGGCUACAACCGGAGUCUAUGAGUCUAUGCUCCCCGUGGAUGUAGCGGAUGUAGCGUCAUGAAGCUUAAAUCACCACAGCGAGGGUAGAGAUAGGAGAAAAAGUGAUGUGUUAUAUAUAUUAUAAUGGUUUUAAUUUUUUUUUAUUGUAUUAAAUAUAUUCACAUAAUGUGAUGAUUUACUUUUUCACUACAAGAAUAAAGGGUAUUGGUGAUAGUCCCUUAGAGACAAUAGAAAAACUAUCCGUAAAGACACUCUUUUUGGUGACAGUCCUAACCUUUUCAUCCCUAAAAGACCAAAAAAAAUAAACGCGCCCUCCAAUCUGGUGGCGGCAAAACAUAGCGCCAUUUUUAGUGAAAUUAUAAAUUUUUUUAAUAAAAAAAUUAUCAAAAUAGCCUUCCAAAAGGCUAUUUAGUGAAAUUAUAAUUUUUUUUAAUAAAAAAUUAUCAAAAUUGGCUUUUGGAAUGGUAAAGUUACCGUCCUUAAUUAACUACUAGUAAUUUUACAAGACUACCCUAUCAAAACAAUGUAGUUUUAGUCAAUUAAGUAUAUAUCUGUAUAUGUAUUUCUUAUUCGAUGUGCUCUUUGUCUGAAUACUGUUUCUUGCCCUAGCUCGAUCUUCUCCUUCCGUCCUCUCUCUCAUACUGGUCUAAUCUUCCCCAACCGAUCUCUUUCUUUUCAAUUAAGUAUAUAUUUGUAUAUGUAAUCCACGAGGGAUAACUCUGCUAAAUUUGUUAUUCGAUGCGCUCCCCUAGCUCAAUCUUCUCCUUCCGUCCUCUCUCUCAAACUGGUUUGGUCUUCCCCAAUCGAUCUAUUUCUUUUAAAUUGAAGUCGUAGCCCUAGGUUUUCUCUUUCUCAAGGUGGGUAUCAACAUGGAGGUCUUGAAGAGCCCCAAACAGCAGCAGCCAAAAAUGAUCUUUCCUGACUUCCUUUACUCUCCUAUCGACGAGUCCACACACUCUCAGUCGUCUUCAACAUUAAUCCCACCGCCGUUUAUUGGCUUCUUCUUCAUCUAAUUGGGUGAACAUCUAAUUCAAUUCAAUUGAGAGGUAGCUAAGUCAGUCUAUCAACAGAUCCUCUCUACAAGGACUACCAGAGCGACCAGAAGUUCAGUGUCACUACUUACUCUUCUACUAGUGUUCUUAUUGGCUUCUUCUUUGUCUAAUUGGGUGAACAUCUAAUUCAAUUCAAUUGAGAGGCAGUAACGUUAGUCCAUCAAUGGUGGACAAAGAUUCUUCUUCGUCUUCCUUGUUUUUGUGGUACAAAUCGGCUUGGGUCGAAGCCUGAACAACUUGCGAUCAUCUGGCUUCUUUUUCUUCUGAUCUCACCCACUUUCCCACCCUAGACACUCCCUGCAACAGAUCUUCUCUGCUAGGACUACCAGAGCGACCAGAAGUUCAGUGUCUCUACUUAUUCUUUUACUGGUGUUCUUGUAAACAGAAUUAUGGACAAUUCUGAGGCACCAAUGCGUAGAAUAUUAAGGUCAAGCGUGGCUCAAACUCGAACUGAGACACCAUCUACAAGUUCAACUGCCACACAACCGAGUGGAGAAGCUGAUGGUAGUAAUUCAAUAAGUCAACAACUUUUUAUGGAAGGUGAUGGUAAUACUUUGCAGACAAGGCCACAACCAAGUGGAGGCCCAGUACGAAAAGGGCGUGGAAAAGCAAAGAAUAUAGCCCUACACAAACCUAAGGAACUCUAUGGAAAGGAUGUUCCAGUUUCGGUAGAGUUUGGGAUGGGUUAUAUUAAACCCGUUGGCAAAAAUCACAAUUUAUGGACGGCUGAGGUUGGCAUCCAUGCGAGAGAGAGAUAAAGAAGCAUUAUUGAAAUAUAAAAUGUGGAGGAAAAUUCUAGAUUAUGAGAGACAGGUCUGCUAUGACCAUUUUAAGAAAAUAAGUGACAAAAAUAAAGGCAACCGCUUGAAGAAUAAGAUUCCUCAUGUUUCUGGAUUGAUGUCUUUUGCCAGACGCUAUGAUGUUUAUCUGAAAGAAAGUCAAGAAAGGCAAGAAAGGCAAAAUGAAGAAGAUGAGGAAGUUGAAAGUCCUGAGGAGGGUCCUGCUAUUCGCAUGUACGAGGACAUGCAUUUUAGGGAACAAACUGGAUGGGUAAAUGAGAUAGCUAAGCAGAACUACGAUGUAAUGAAAGAGAAGUUUUCACGUUUUUCACAAUUCUGAUCGUACCAGUCCUAUGAUAAAUGAUGUUGAGAUAGUGGAAAACCAAUUAGGUAUCAGAAAGGGAUAUCGUUGUGGGUUCGGCAAUGGUUUUGUAGCUCCAAGCCAUCAACGUGCAUCCUCAUCUUUCGAAGAGGCUUCUAGAAAAAGGGUGAAAAAUGUUGAAGAAAAAAAUGCACAACUUACGUAGAAAGUUACAAAUUUGGAGGAGAAGUUGGAUACAAUUCAGAAGCUGCUUUAGUAGCAACAACACCUCCUUGAGCAGCAACAACAGCAGCAAUAAUAGCUCCUUGAGCAACAACAGCACCAACAGCCGCCACCACGGUUCCACCAAAAUCAACAUUCUCCAUCACAUUCCUAACAGCAGCAUGCCCCGCCAAGCUGGUGUCAGCGGCCACCAACAUGGUGGCAAUUUCAGCACCACCCACCAGCACCACCACAACAAUCACCUGAAUGAACUAUAAAGAUAAUUAUUUUGGUAGAUAUAUUUUGGAGCUUUUUGAUGGCUAUCUAGCUGAUUUCUAACUAUUUUGGUACGUGUAUUUUUUGGCCUGCAUUUUCAUGAUUGCAUUCAGUUUAAAAUGAUGUUUUAAUUUUUGAGGAUGUUUGGAACCAUUUGAUGUUAAAGCAGCUAGUAGAUACUUUUAGUUCUUGUUUACAAAAUUGGAGAAUUUGUAGUUUCAUCAUGAGAUUAAGAGUUUGUUUGUUCGCACCAUAUUGUGGUGAUAAUCUAUUUUUUUCUUUCUAGAAUGAUAUUGUUGGUG